AUGAAAUACUUCAUCAUUGUGUCGCUAGCAUGCCUAGCAACUGCCUUGGCUUUGCCUGCAGUAACUGAGAAGAAGGAAGUCGACUUGGAGCCAAGCAGACUGGGUUUGCAUGGUCGGAUCCAUCACGGAGGCGGUGCGCACGGCGGCGGCCACCACACAGGCGCGUCCGGCGGCUCCCAUGGCAGUGGUUUCCAAUCCGGAGGCAGUGGGCAUAAGUUUGAUGAGGGAUUCAAAAAGGAUAAACAUACUUCGUUCACGAAUUCGGAACACGAAUCAGGACACGUUUCGAGCGGCCAAGGUUCACACGGGUCUGGUGGCCACAGCGGCGGCAGCCACGGCAACUUCCAAAGUGGCGGUGGAGGGUUCGGGACAGGGGGACGUGGCUCCGGUCGUGUUUACCGCAGCUCGUACUAA
Molecule: messenger RNA, 414 nt
Organism: Parnassius apollo (apollo)
Lineage: Eukaryota; Metazoa; Arthropoda; Insecta; Lepidoptera; Papilionidae
Source: the annotation of a GenBank genome assembly